AUGCAAUACUCCACUUUAGCCAUUUUAUCUAUUGCUGCUUCAGCUGCUCAAGCACUUAGCACUACCACCGUCGAGUCUCAAACCAUUGUUACUAUUACCUCAUGUGGAACUGAAGAAGGUACUAAAUGUCCAGCUCCACCAUCACCACCAACUACAACUCCAUGCGAAAACCCAGCUGCUCCUGGCACCCCAACUCCAGAAGCUCCAUGUGAAGGUGCUGACUGUACUCCAGCUGCUCCAGCUGAACCAGAAACCCCAGCUCCAGAAGCUCCAGCUGCACCAGAAACCCCAGCUGCCCCAGCUGAACCAGAAACUCCAGCUCCAGAAGCUCCAGCUGCACCAGAAACCCCAGCUGCCCCAGCUGAACCAGAAGCUCCAGCUCCAGAAGCUCCAGCUGCACCAGAAACCCCAGCCGCUCCAGCUGCUCCUGAAUCACCAGCUCCAGAAGCUCCAUGUGAAGGUGCUGACUGUACACCAGCUGCCCCAGCUCAACCAGAAACUCCAGCUCCAGAAGCUCCAGCUGCACCAGAAACUACUGUCCCAGAAGCUCCAUGUGAAGGUACCGACUGUACUCCAGCUCCAGAAGCUCCAACUGCACCAGAAACUACUGCCCCAGAAGCUCCAUGUGAAGGUACCGACUGUACUCCAGCUACUCCAACUACUCUUACUCCAGCUGUUCCACCUGUUGAAUCUGCUUCUUCCAAUGGCACUCAAACAUCUGAAAUUCCAACUUUCGAAGGUGCUGCUUCUAGACAAUUUGCUACUGGUUCUGUCGCUUUAGUUGUUGCUGCUUUAUUAGCUUUGUAA
Messenger RNA from Candida tropicalis MYA-3404, 807 nucleotides. RefSeq names its product Pga58p (gene PGA58). NCBI's taxonomy places the organism in Eukaryota, Fungi, Ascomycota, Pichiomycetes, Serinales, Debaryomycetaceae. The record is from RefSeq and is a predicted model, not a curated record. The transcript has a single exon. The coding region runs from base 1 to 807 and encodes 268 amino acids.